Molecule: messenger RNA, 2003 nt
Organism: Pseudogymnoascus verrucosus
Lineage: Eukaryota; Fungi; Ascomycota; Leotiomycetes; Thelebolales; Thelebolaceae
Exons: 1
Coding region: 573-1724 (383 amino acids)
Source: RefSeq, a predicted model, not a curated record
ACUAAUCUGGCCACUAAUCUGGCCCCAUGGCGGCACAUUCUCAUAUUACCCUCAGAUGUACAGUACUGUGCCCUCACUUACUGGUACUUGGCGCCGUAUUCAUCGUCUUCACACGAGGCAGUGGGGGCAAGGGGUCCUUGACGUGAUGCGCGCGUCUUGGCGAUCUUGUUGACGAGGGCGGCUCCUAGUACGUUUCUUUUUUUCCGCAGAUUACUCCCGAGUGGCUUCGGCUGGGCUGAAGGUAGGGGAAAUGGCCUGAUUCGAAAGAUCGUGAGAGUGGCGCCCGUAUUAGAUAUCUAGUGGUAAGUGGCUAUGGCUGGGCGGUGGGGGGAGGAGGUAUGGUGUGCACCUCCUUUGUUCUCUCAGUUCCAGCCAGCCACAGCCGCAUCCGUUUCUUUGUUUGCUGUCCGUCUAGUCUGUUCGUCUUUCCCUCCCUCCCUCUCUCUCUCUUCUUCUCUCUCUCUUUCAGCUCUCGCCCAGUCUUUCCUUAACCUCUCACCCCCCCUCCUCGAGCCAAGAAUCAGCCGCACGGUUAUCGGACGAUAGGAGUCUCGAUCGAUUCCCCAGCUAUCAUGCUGGACCGCGCAUCCGGGCUGCUGAGCAAGCUGCGCUGGCGGAACGUGGUGCUCACUAUCGUCGUCCUGACGAUUAUCCAUUUCGCUUUCCUGGACGACACGCUGCAGAAUGCAUAUAAAGCUCGCGCCGGGAAGGUAGCUGAUGCGGCUGCGCAUCCCGAGUUAUCAACCGGCGCAAACGCCAAACCCGCCGGCAACGCUGCCACUCCCGAUGCAUCCUCCAAGAACUACGCCGACGAAUUCGGCCCCAUCGAGCCCAGCCCAUCCACCAAAAAACUCCCCGCGGCAACCACCAUAAUCCCGACGCCCACCUCCGUGGCGCCCUUCGACGCCGGCGACACCACCGAGCACGUCGCCAUCUGCCUAGCCAUCAAAGACCAAUACGCCGACCUGACCGAGUUCCUCACGCACCACUACCACCACCUCGGCAUCCGACGCUUCUACCUCAUGGACGACGGCUCUUCGCCCGUCCUCGCAACGCUCAACUACUCCUCCUUCCUCGACCCGAAAGCAAUCACGCACCGCUACUACCACCCCGCGCUGCAUGAGCGCUACCAGCAGCUCGCAUCAUACACCGACUGUCUCCGCCUGUUCGGGCAUAAGCACAAAUGGAUCGCCUUCAUCGACGCGGACGAGUUCCUGUACGUCAGCGGAAACGAAACGCUACUCGAUAUCCUCAAACCCUACGAUGAUGAUGACACCGUCGGCGCCUUCGGCGUAAACUGGCAAAUCCACACCAGCGGCGGUCUCCUCACCCGCCCCCCGAGCGCGCGCAAGGGAUUCACGCGCUGCAUCGAAGACCAGGACCCCAACCACCCCGCCAACGUCGGCACAGAGAACGAGCACAUCAAAGUCCUCGUCAAGGCGCCCCUCGCCAUCAGCCCCGACAGUCCGCAUAAAUUCAAGCUGAAACCGGGGGUGAGGACCGUGGGGGAGGAUGGCGAUACGGUUGAUCGGUUUGCGUGGCGGGUUCCGAUUACGAGAAACAGGGUGUCGUUGCACCAUUAUGCGACGAGGAGUAGGGAGGAGUAUGAGGCGAAGAUUAGUAGGGGGAAUGGGAUGGGGGAUCCGAAGGGGUGGGAUUGGUGGAAGCAUGUUGAGGCGAUUAGGACGGAUGAGUGUUUGGAGUUGGCGGUUUUGGAACCUUAGUUGGGGAGAGGAAGGGGGAGGGGGUUUGGUAUAGUGAGAGGAGGUAGAGGAGAGAGAGGGAGGGAGUUUGGUAUAGUAUAAUGAGAGGAGAGAGACCAGGUUUGGUGUGGAGUUUGGUGAGUAGGAGCAGUUGGAUGAUUUACGUGGAUCCACGCAUACGACUUGGUUAUAGAACGCUGUCUGUAAUGGAAACUUGGGUAGCAACAGCAACAGCAAAACAUGUACAAAUACGAAAACCACAUCAUAGAAGUAAUUAACAAGUAAUUUUUUUUUUUUCAA